Messenger RNA from Clunio marinus, 1992 nucleotides. The record is from the annotation of a GenBank genome assembly. Lineage: Eukaryota; Metazoa; Arthropoda; Insecta; Diptera; Chironomidae.
AUGAUAGAAUCUGGUUUUGGAAAUCAAGAAAACAUCAACAAUUCAGAUGUAAAAGGAUCAGAAGACUCAUGUGAAACGAGGUCUGAGACAUCAUCACAUCAGCAGCAUCAACAACUUGCUAUUGCUCCAAAGUUCAUCGGUCAAAUAAUUCCAUUAGAAACCGGAAAUGUUAAAGAUCAAACGGUGAAAGGAGAAAAAUAUCGAUCGUUAGAUCCAGAAAAUAUUGAUUGUCACGCUCAGUCGUUUCAUAAUCUUCCGCCACCAUAUUUCGAUGGAGGUCCAUCAAGAGCUGACUUUGAAACCGCCAUAGAGAUGACUGGUUAUGGAAAGUUUCAUUACAUUUUACUGGGAAUUUGUGGCUUAGUGAGUACAAGUGAAGAAAUGGAUGUUAUUUCAAUGUCAUUCAUCUUACCAUCAGCUCAGUGUGAUCUACAAUUAAAUACUCACACCAAAGGAUGGCUGAAUUGCAUAAUUUUUGUUGGCAUGAUGGUUGGCGCUUAUGUUUGGGGAUCGAUAGCUGAUUCACUUGGAAGGAAGAAAGUUUUGAUUGUCAUCAGUUUUAUGAAUGCAUUUUGUAUAAUUGCAUCGUCGUUCACUCAAAAUUAUGAACUGUUCAUGUUAUUUCGAUUCUUAAAUGGUGCUGCAUUAGGUGGGGCCGGCCCCGUCAUUUGGAGUUACUUUUCAGAGUUUCAACCAAAACAUAAAAGAGGUUCAAUGUUAAGUUUUAUGGCCGCCUUUUGGACGGUUGGAAAUUUACUUGUUGCGUCAAUGGCUUGGCUUAUCAUUCCCAGUGGAAUUGGAUUUGCAUCAAAGUAUUUCGUUUAUAAUUCUUGGAGAAUAUUUCUGGUGCUUUGUGCAUUGCCAUCCCUGAUUGUUGGAAUUCUUUUGAUGUAUCUGCCAGAAUCACCAAAGUUUCUUCUCUCAUGUGGUCGCUUUGAAGAAGCUUUGGCAAUCUUUCGAGGUAUCUACAUGACAAACACUGGGAAAGAUUCUUCAAUGUAUCCAGUCAAAGAACUUCUCAUUGAUGACAAACUCAGAGCUGAGCUCGAAGAAGUGAAAAAACCUAUCAAAAAUAAAUAUAAAAGAAUGUUGUUUGACAUUCUUGACAACAGUCAUCAACUUUUUAAAAAGCCAAUUUUAAAAUUCACCGUCAUUUCAAUAACAAUUAAUUUAACUUUUCAUAUUGGAUAUUAUGGAUUGAUGAUGUGGUUUCCCGAACUUUUCAAUCGAUUCGAUGCUUAUGCUGAAGCUCAUCCAAAUUCACAACAAGUUGGAGUGUGUGAAGUUACCGAAUAUGUCGUGAAACGUAAACAAGAAUUCAAUCAUGACUGUGAUGACAUCAUACCAAGUUCAGUGUUUCUCGAAUCAUUAAUCACUGUCGCUGCUGCUUUGCCUGCAAAUGUUAUAGCUGUUUUAGGAAUGGACAGAUUAGGAAGAAAAUUCUUUUUAGUUGUUGGGACAGUCUCAGCUGGAAUUUGUUCAGCGAUUAUGUAUUUCGUUUCAAAUAAAGUUGAGAAUCUUAUUGUGAGCGCGACUUUCAGUGCAGUUAUUAGUUGUGCUAAUGCUGCGUUAGAUUGCUUAAUAACAGAAGUGUUUCCAACAAGUUUAAGGGCAACUGGUGUCGCUAUCAGUAUGGUUGCUGCAAGAUUGGGAGGAAUUAUUGGAAAUGUGGUGAUUGCAACACUUCUUGACACAUACUGCCCUGCACCAACAUUCAUUGUCGCUAUACUCUUAGCAAGUGGCGGUCUUAUGUGUCUCUUUCUCCCCAAUACAACUCGAAAAGCGUUAUCUUGAUUCAUAAAUGAAAAGUUGCAUGAACAUCGUCGUCACCAUUGUCAUUUGUUGAACUUUCCUCAAAAAUAAGAAACGAACUUCUCAUUCUUAGUUUGUAAGAAAAUUUUAGAUUGUUAAAUGAAUAAAUUUUAUAUAAAUAUUUAAUUAAAUCUGAAAUGAAAACUCUGAAAUUAUUUCAAAUGUUAAAUGAAAAGAAAA